GCUGUCCUGUAGCCUUCCUGAGGCUUCUCUCUGGAAGGUGCCUUCCAGACACGACUGCAGGACUUGUUGAUGUGGAGAUUUUCUGAGGGAUCUCUCCUGCAAGUUCCCAAAAAUCCAGUCACUGACAUGGAGAAGAGACCCCCGAGAGUGCCCAAGCUGGCCUGGGUGGAGGAGGAGGAAGAAGGCCCUGGAGCUGCCCCAGCACAGGAGACCGAAAAGGUGGUGCCGUUCCAUCCACCGCAGGAGGGUGCAGCCCUGGACCUCAAACAAGAGCAGGAAUCCACCCGUGGCCGCUUCCGCAGAGCAGCGCAGCUCGUUUGCAAAUUCAUCAGGAGCAUUCGGCAGGAAGGGACCAGCGCCAUGGGCGCUGGGCUCAGAGAAUACUCAGAGGUCCUCAAACAUGAGACCAGUGCUGCCCUGCUGGAUUUGCUUGUGGAGAGGGGUGUUUUCAGACCAGAGCAAGUGCCUGCCAUGGUGAGAUACAUCCACCAGUGGCUCACGGCCAAUGAUUCUGCUGAGCACAGGCUGGACAACACCCUGCUGCAUCUCACCAAAGUGCAGCCAAAUGACGCAGUAAUGACACUCCUGCGUGUGACCCCAUCCUGUGACAGAGCUGCCAUGGCCAUGUGGAAGACCAUCAUGUGCUCACCCAGGACUGCGGAGCUGGUGCAGCUGAUUCUCCUGGAUGUGUUGGGGAGCUGGCCAGAGUACAGCACGUGCACCUCCGAUGGGGACAAAACGGGUGUCUUUGCCCUGGCUGCAACUGUGGUGAUGUGGAAGAUCCUCCAGGAGCCCUGUGUCCCACACAACGUGAAGCUGCAUUUCCCCCACCUAUUUGUGCAUCUGCUCUUCCAAGUGUUCUUCAGCACUGAACAGAUGCCAAAGAAGGUCCUUACCUUCUGGAAGGGAUGCCAGGAGCAACAUGGCCUUGCCACCAGCCCCAACAGGUUUGCAGUGCGGACCCUGAAGUCCCUGCUGUACCAAAAGCAGUACAAGGAUGUGGUGAUGGCAAUGGAACGCAAGCGUGGCUGGGACACGCUGCUCUGUGCUGACACCCACCACUAUGCCGUGGGUCUGCUGGCCAGGGAGAUGUCCUGCAUCUCCAUACGCUCGUGUUUCCGGAUUUUUCGCUAUCUGCUCCGGCUGCUCAGCACACAGGAGCUAUGCUGGGAUCUGCCUGCCCUGGCCUUCCUGGUGGAGGUGAGCCUGUUGGCCAGCGCUGCCUCGCUGAGCUGCCUCCCAGCUCUCUGCCCUCUCGUAGCCGCAGCUGCUUGGGACGGUGCCCACGCCCUGUGCGGUUCUGGGCUCCUGCCGGCCGGGUCCCCUGUCACUGCCCUGUGCCUUUCAGGUCCUUGA
Vidua macroura (Pin-tailed whydah) is the source of this 1356-nucleotide messenger RNA. RefSeq lists its product as uncharacterized. The transcript is spliced from 8 exons. NCBI's taxonomy places the organism in Eukaryota, Metazoa, Chordata, Aves, Passeriformes, Viduidae. The record is from RefSeq and is a predicted model, not a curated record. Bases 70 to 1356 code for a protein of 428 amino acids. Gene Ontology annotation, cellular component: cytoplasm.